Molecule: messenger RNA, 4561 nt
Organism: Pecten maximus
Lineage: Eukaryota; Metazoa; Mollusca; Bivalvia; Pectinida; Pectinidae
Exons: 2
Coding region: 568-1878 (436 amino acids)
Source: RefSeq, a predicted model, not a curated record
AGUGAUCAUUUGUUUUUAAUUUCAAAUAUGUACUCGUACACACUUUGUCAUUAGAUAGGGUAAGUAUCACACGUACUGUCUAGGCAUGUGUGUCACACUCGUGUGUACAGUGGCAGAUAUACACAAUCAAACGGCGAUGAGCCGAAUCCUUUAUCUCGGAGUGAUAAAAAAUGGUUACGAUGCAUGAGUGCGCCUGUCUGAAUAUACAUAGACCGCAUGCAGUCAAAAUAAGGACAAGGUCGUAUUCUGUACUGAAAAGGAUACAGGCUGUGCGGAAACCCAUUACAACUCCGACAACUCGAGUUCAUGACCGGCAGCUGAACCCAACACGGCGAUACCAACAUUGUUCAUGCACAUGCGUAGAGAAACCUACGGCCGUAUUCACCGGGGUCAGGGAAAUUCUUACUGUUCUCGGUUCAAUGGUGGCUGGGCAGCCCGAUAACAACAUUUCGAAGCAGACGACAACAUUUCAAAAUCGGCUGUUCCUGUGAUACCCGUCAACAUCAACAGAUCACCAGCCAUUGAUUUUCAUCCAAAACUUUAUCCCGGUGAUACUCACAUCUCAGCAUGGAACAGCCGUUAGAUUUAAGUCAGCGAGAACAUUCUGACAAUCCAACUGUUACUAGAAUGGAAACAGAAGAUGGCAUAUGCCCUUAUAUUAACUGCACGUGUCCAUUACGACACAGGCCGCCAAUGGAUAUCCGCCUGUCUCCACAUUUCGGACAUUUUAGACAUCUUGGGAAUGUAAUGACGCCCAAUACGCGAGCACCUUUCGGAUAUCUUCCCGGAUUUUACACCGAUGCCAUGCUAAUGGAGCCAAAUUCAUUGUAUUUUAAUAAAAGGAAUCCGACCCCCGAGCGUAAUAACCAUUCUGGCACGACUCAUCCUAAGCGAAGGAAAGUUGAGGAGUGUAAACAUACCAUGUCAAAAUCUUGCGAUGAAUCGUCUAAUUCAAGAACGUCUGUGUCGCCUAAGACACGUUUUUUUCACCCGGGAUUUCCGAUGGAAAAUGGUGAAUCGUCAUUAUCAUCAUCACCGUCCUCUCUUUCGUCGUCGACAUCAUCUUUGUCGUCAUCACAUUCUCCCUCGAACAUCACCUUUGAGAAAAAAAAUCAUGUCGACGAGGACAGUUUUAGGACCCCUAAACGUUCAUCGCCGCCUGCCAUAGUGGAACAUGCUGACGUCAGUAUGACGGCGGAAAAUCCAGCAGUUAAUGACAUUGUUUCAGUCCAACGUGAACGGAGUAAAACAAUAAGUUACAUGGAACGCUUACCCAAAAAACGUUUUGCUGGUCGCCUUUUGUCUCAGGACACGUCACCUAACACAUCAUUUAAUAUCAACCAAUCACAGACCAGUACAGCCACCAGCCCCGACCCCAGGAGCUCGCCUAGUACAAGUGGAGGUUGUGAUAUCAUAACCGGAAACGACGGGAAUGUAUCAACAGUGGGACAAGAUACGGACAUGCCGUCUCCGUCCGUUUCUCCUGUUGAAAAGGACGUUCGUUCCAAAGCCAAACCAAGUUACGAUGCUGCUUCUUUAAAAGCAGACAUGCUACGUGAAAUCGACGAAGCAGAAAAACGGGAAAGGUGCUCUAGUCCUCAAAAAAAGACGACGUUAAUAGGAUACGGAAGGAGUAGCCAAAACGAAAUCAAGACAAAGGACAAUGAAACGAAUCUACAAGAUGAUAUGACAGAAAAUUCCGGUGGAGUGCGCAUGACAGCCCUAGAUUAUCUUAUUUCUAAAACUCUCCUACAGCGGGAGGAUAGGCCUUACAAGGCGAGAAAUCAUCAUAUACACCAAAUUAUACGAGGAGAAAAACCCGGUAAAUUAUGUUUAAUGGAUAUUGUCGAACUCCAAGUGGAAAUAGGUUUAGCAUGAGAGGUAGCUAUCUUUAUGGAAGAUAGUUAGAGAAUAUUUACGCAAUAUAUAGGUGACAGUUUGUGUGUUUGAAGUAGUGACUGACGAAUACAUGAAUUAGAUCUCAUAGACUGUUAUAGCCUGAGUGGUGAUUAAUACGUGUUAGAUGUUUUACACAUUGAAACCUGUCGUAUCCGACACAACAAACAACUAGGUGAACCGAUCACAUUAGACAGAAAAGACGACUGUAAACUCUUAGGAUAAAAAAAUAUAUUGGACUACGAAAGAUUUCGGAAAGCAUCUUUAAAUGUUACUUUUGGUAAGAUGAGCUGUCUGACUGCUAACGGAUAAGACAGGUUAAACUGGCCCACUGAUCCCAACUCAAACGUUAGAAAGUCUCAUUCAGGAAAGGUAGCAACUAUGAAUUCUCAGGAAAAAUCGCACCCUCUACAAUUUGGUACCAUAGUGGACAUCUGAAUGACAAGGCAUGGAAACACAAAUUUAAAGGUCAAGACAUCGUCAUUGGAUACCAUUGUACCGCUCGGAACUCUUUGAGUGAGCCUAUGCCACGGUAGUACCAUUUUGUAUAGUGCUAAGUUAAAGUGCCAACUGUAACCAUAACCUCGGACGAUUCCGGUACCUUUCGUGUAAUUGCGGAAACAACCGAGUCAUGACGAGUAGCCAACUACUACGUAAUUAUUGGACUUCAUCAAUAAUUAGAUUCGUUGUAAAUGAUAAGUCAAUGUCCGGAACAUAAUGAUUUAAUUCCGGAUAAUUGAAAUCCUAGUUGAAGAAGUUGCUACAAAGGUAUUCAGAUCGAUAUGCUCUACCUUAAAAACUUCAGUUGUUCUACUGUUUUAGAAUCUGUGAUGUAGUUCGUAUGUACCAUGGCUUUAUGGUAUAUAAAGAACAUACCCUACUCUGUAGGAGUAAUAACAGGGAUACAUAUUUUCAUUGUUCCCGAACUUAUUUGUAGUGUACAUGUAUUGUUAACAACUUGUUAGAAACAUCUGGUAAAGUACUAUAAAAUAAAACACUGUUAUGUGAUAAACCAUCACUUUCAGUACAAUAAGUUUCAAAAUUUACUAAAAACUCCUAAAUAAACUUUAUUACUUUUAUUUCAAAUUAAAUUUCAUUUGAUAUAUCAAGAUGAAAAAAUAUGUUGAACGUAUAGCUUCAAGCCAAGCAAGAACAGGGAUAAUAUUUUCAUUGUAUUUAGUUAAGAGUAAAGAAUACCGUUGAUUCCAGUAAUGCUUUUCAUACAUUUUAUUCUUAUUAUUGUACAGUGUGUAUUAAGCUAAAAGUUCGAAAUACUUUAAGGGGAAAUUGUACCUUUAGUAUUUGGAACGGUUUUAAUUUGACUGAACAAUGAAACAUAUAUCUAUUGUUAUGUUUACUAGAGGUUAUGUAGAGUUUACAAGCCCCGUGCCUGUAAAGUGCUCUAACACUGAGAGUGAAAUAUUUCCCUUUUAAUUGUGAUUCGUGUUAAAAAAAAAGUUGCGUUUCAUUAAUAUAUUAAAAUAUAUUCCUUAUAUAUACUUAUCUAUUUAUAGUUAUAUUCUGUUUUGACGACUGUAGGAGGAUGGUGUUUGAUUCCACGUUAUAGGGAUGAUGUAGACAUUUAUUUCCAGGAUGAUUGCAUGAUGUCCUUGUUACACGAAGUGCAGUGAAGACGAAUAUGUGUCGCGUGGUUAUUCAGAAUGUAAGAUUGUUGUGGAAUGACUGGAGUAACUUUAUUAGAUAACCGAACAUAUAUAAUUGAAAACCAACGCAUAUUUUCACCAGCAGAUGCAUAUUUUUUUCUAAAGAGAAAACGUUAGCACAGCAACUCUAACAUAUUUUUGUGAUGUCAUGUUGACACCAAUUUUCUUUUAAGAAUUUAAGAUAUAUAUAGUCCAAAGUUUGACUGAUUAUUUUAUGGCUGGUUUAUGUAUGUAAGUUAUGCAUGGUAGCAAAAUAUUUCAUUUUAGUUUUUGAGGAAAAUGUGAUUCGAGGUCAUUUGAUAGAUAUGCACCUUAAAACUCUCGAUAAUCAUAUAGCGAUUGUUGGUACAGAUCUUAAUUAGUCUUGUAUACCUAUAUACCAAAUCUCCAAUACCAAAAUACUGGGAAAUAAAGGAAGAUAUUAUCUCGGUUGAAUUUUGUAGAUAUUUUCAUUUUUAACGGAAUCUGAAAUUUAAAAAAGUCAUGUUGGUGGCCUUUUGGUACGAAUUGAUUAAAGUCGUCCUUUCCUUUGAAAACAACAAUCCUGUAUUUGUUGGGAUAUUGAUAUUUCUUUGACGUAUCUCUGCAAUAUUUAAGCGUGCAAAAUAUUAAGAUUGUCAAAUCACAUGAUCCUCGUUUUGUGAGUAUUUUUUGUAGAUAGUACGUGCAAAUGUAUUCACGCAUGCGCAGACAUAAGUGUGUUUAAAUGUGGAAUGAUCGCAUUUACAUCUUGUUGAUGUUUGGUUUUAUUUAGUCAAUAACUUUCCAGAGGAGAAUGUUAUAAUAUGCAAUUCCGUCAGGAAAGUAAAUCGUGAUAAGAUUAUAUUAUUUAAUAUUUAUAGCGAAAUGUCAUAAAAGGCCAUGACAUGGAUGUAUUUUUUCGAUAGAAUACAAAAUAUUAAAAUUACAAAAAUAUAUUGGCAAUACAUAGCGUUAUCCGCCAUUGAAGAUGAUACAUAUGUAAGAAAUAAUAAAUUAUUGAAUAAAUAAUUUUAAAAGUC